Amblyraja radiata (thorny skate) is the source of this 2542-nucleotide messenger RNA. RefSeq names its product protein kinase, AMP-activated, alpha 1 catalytic subunit (gene prkaa1). Gene Ontology annotation, molecular function: ATP binding; protein serine/threonine kinase activity. The coding region runs from base 39 to 1721 and encodes 560 amino acids. Gene Ontology annotation, cellular component: cytoplasm. Gene Ontology annotation, biological process: protein phosphorylation; intracellular signal transduction. NCBI's taxonomy places the organism in Eukaryota, Metazoa, Chordata, Chondrichthyes, Rajiformes, Rajidae. The transcript has 9 exons. The record is from RefSeq and is a predicted model, not a curated record.
GCGGCGUCAUUGCGUCACGGCGUUGUCCCCGGCGGAAGAUGGCGGCCGAGAAGCCGAAGGCGGAGGGUGGGCGCGUGAAGAUCGGCCACUACCGGCUGGGCGACACGCUGGGGGUCGGCACCUUCGGCAAGGUCAAGGUCGGCAUGCACGAGCUAACCCAGCACAAGGUGGCGGUGAAAAUCCUCAACCGUCAGAAGAUCCGCAGCCUGGACGUGGUUGGCAAAAUCCGCCGCGAGAUCCAGAACCUCAAACUCUUCAGACACCCGCACAUCAUCAAACUGUACCAAGUGAUCAGUACUCCGACGGACAUAUUCAUGGUGAUGGAAUACGUGUCUGGGGGAGAGCUGUUUGAUUACAUCUGCAAGAAUGGCAAGCUGGAUGAGAAGGAGAGCCGGCGGCUCUUCCAGCAGAUCAUCUCGGCCGUGGACUACUGCCACCGGCACAUGGUGGUCCACCGCGACCUGAAGCCAGAGAACGUGCUGCUGGACGCCCAGAUGAACGCCAAGAUCGCCGACUUCGGUCUCUCCAACAUGAUGUCGGACGGGGAGUUCCUGAGAACCAGCUGUGGCUCCCCCAACUACGCUGCACCUGAGGUCAUCUCUGGCAGGCUGUACGCGGGGCCAGAGGUGGACAUCUGGAGCUGCGGGGUGAUCCUGUACGCCCUGUUGUGCGGCACCCUCCCCUUCGACGACGACCACGUGCCCAUGCUCUUCAAGAAGAUCUGCGACGGCAUCUUCUACACGCCGCAGUACCUCAACCCGUCCGUCACCAGCCUCCUCAAGCACAUGCUGCAGGUCGACCCCAUGAAGAGGACCACCAUCAAGGACAUCCGGGAGCACGAGUGGUUCAAACAGGAGCUGCCCAAGUACCUGUUCCCGGAGGACCCAGCCUACAGCAGCAGCAUGAUUGAUGACGAGGCCCUGCGGGAGGUGUGUGAGAAGUUUGAGUGUGCCGAGGAGGAGGUGCUGAGCUGCCUGUACAGCCGCGAGCACCACGACCCGCUGGCCGUGGCCUACCACCUCAUCAUCGACAACCGCCGCAUCAUGCAGGAGGCCAAGGACUUCUACCUAGCCUCCAGCCCGCCCGACAGCGCCUCCUUCCUGGACGAGCAGCUGAUGGUCCGGGCCCACCCCGAGCGCAUGCCCUUCCUGGUGGCCGACACCGCCGCCCGGCCCCGGCACACCCUCGACGAGCUCAACCCACAGAAGGCCAAGCACCUCGGCGUGCGGCGCGCCAAGUGGCAUCUGGGCAUUCGCUCACAGAGCCGGCCCAACGACAUCAUGGCAGAGGUGUGCCGCUCCAUGAAGCAGCUCGACUACCAGUGGAAGCUGGUGAACCCGUACCACCUGCGGGUGCGGAAGCUGAACACCAUGACGGGCACCUUCUCCAAGAUGAGUCUGCAGCUUUACCAGGUGGACAGCAGGACCUACCUGGUGGACUUCCGCAGCAUCGACGCGGAGGAGUGCGCGGAGACUCGCUCGGGCAAUGCCACCCCACACCGCUGUGGCUCAAUCAGCAGCCAGGGCCAAUCCAGCCUGAAGGGCGAGUCGGACUCGGUGAGCAAGCCUGCGGACGGCCCCGUGCCGGGCGAGCUGCCGCUGCCGCUGCCGCUGCCUUUACCGUUGCCGCCGCCGCUCCUCGAGCCGGCACCAGGACCCGGCAGCCACGUCAUCGAGUUCUUCGAGAUGUGCGCCAACCUGAUCAAGCUGCUGGCCCGGUAGCCAGCGGCCGCCCUCUCCUCCCGCGCCGCGGACCAACACACCAAACGCUUGCAGGCAGCUCGAUCCGCAACCCUCUGCUCCCCUCGUGCCGGGGAGGCUGGAGGGCGGUGGGAACAGGGCAGUGAGCCCCAGUAUUCUCCCUUCCCCACCCGCCCCACUCUCUGUGUCUGUGUCACCCGCGCUGGCUGGCUGGCUGGCUGCUGUCAAAUCCAUUGCUCUGCUCUCAAGCCUUCCAUUCCAGCUAAGGCUGUGUCCGUCCAGUCGGACCCCAGUGUUUGUGACCCCCCCCCCCCCCCCCCGACCACCAAGCUACAUGGGUGCGGCUUCCCCGUGGAGGUGAGCAGCUGGACGGGCAACCUUUUGUGUGGGGACCAGGGGUGGGCUGUGCCUGAGACAUCCUGACCGGUGGGGCAGUGUACAUGCGGUGAUGUUGCCUUACUGUAGCUCCUUGCUCAGCCUCAUAUCUCUGACACGCUUGACACCGCAGUUGUUUGCAUAAACCUGAGGGUUCAAACCAUUAAUUCUAGGAUCCUGGACCCAGACCAUACUCUAGGCUAACGUUCACACCUGGGGACGUAGUUCUGCAGGCAGCACCUUGAUGCAUCCAGACACACACACAGAGUGCUGGAGGAACUCAGCGUGUCUGGCAGCAUCUGUGAAGGCAAAAUAGGCAGGUGACGUUUCGGGUCGGGACCCUUCUUCAGACUGACCAGACGGAGGGUGCUGGUGGUGGUCCAUCACUGCUACUGCACAGGUCCACAGCACCUCAGGGAUGCCCUUGGUCAGGGUAUCCAGGUAUGUUCUGAAUUUGGAGCAAAAAA